Molecule: messenger RNA, 5457 nt
Organism: Centruroides sculpturatus (bark scorpion)
Lineage: Eukaryota; Metazoa; Arthropoda; Arachnida; Scorpiones; Buthidae
Product: potassium voltage-gated channel protein Shal-like
Exons: 5
Coding region: 281-2161 (626 amino acids)
Biological process (GO): protein homooligomerization; potassium ion transmembrane transport
Cellular component (GO): membrane; voltage-gated potassium channel complex
Molecular function (GO): protein binding; A-type (transient outward) potassium channel activity
Source: RefSeq, a predicted model, not a curated record
CAGUCAACCACCAUGACGGUAGAGAUGGUUGUAGUGUUCGGAUCGCUAGUGUUAGAUAACCGAUUAGAAAAGCAGAGACGAUAGAAUAUUGGUUAGAAUUUGUCUAUAAUGUUCUUCUGUAAUAUUCACAAUGAAGGAAUAAGAAAUGUCAAAGACAAUGACGAGGGACUACCAUCGAUUUUCGCUACCCUCGACUAGAUGUAAUGGAGGUUGGAUUGUGGUCGGUGUUUAGGCUUAACUUUAGCGGUUUGAGUCUUAGAAGCUAAAGGUUAAGGUGACUAUGGCGUCUGUAGCAGCUUGGUUACCUUUUGCUCGAGCAGCGGCUAUUGGAUGGGUACCGAUCGCUAAUAAUCCGUUGCCAGCUCCGCCGGUGACAAAAGAGCGAAGGAAACGAGAAGAUGAAAAGUUUACCAUUAAUGUUAGUGGAAGGAAAUUUCAGACUUGGAGAAAUACGGUCGAGAGGUUUCCGGAUACGUUGCUCGGUUCGAACGAACGCGAAUUUUUCUACGAUGAAGAGAGUAGAGAGUAUUUCUUCGAUAGAGACCCGGACAUCUUUCGCCACGUCCUUAACUAUUACCGUACAGGAAAGCUACACUAUCCCAGACACGAGUGUCUGUUGUCGUACGAUGAGGAAUUGGCGUUCUUCGGAAUCAUACCGGAUGUCAUCGGGGAUUGUUGUUACGAAGAAUACCGCGAUCGGAAGCGCGAAAACGCAGAACGUCUUCUGGACGAUAGAAUGUCCGAGACGAAUGACCAGAACGAGUUGGCUCACGGCACAAUUCGCCAGAGGAUGUGGCGAGCUUUCGAAAAUCCUCACACCAGCACCGCCGCCUUAGUGUUUUAUUACGUCACGGGUUUCUUUAUCGCUGUUUCUGUUGCUGCCAAUGUUUUUGAAACGAUUCCAUGUGGACGAGACGAAGCUACAGGAGAAACGUUGUCUUGUGGGGAAACCUACAAAGCAGCGUUUUUCUGUCUGGACACCGCCUGUGUUAUGAUUUUCACGGCAGAGUAUUUGUUACGGCUCUAUGCCGCUCCCAGCCGCUGUAAAUACACACGCAGUGUCAUGAGCAUUAUCGACGUGGUUGCUAUCCUUCCUUACUACAUCGGUCUGGGAAUUAAGGACAAUGACGAUGUAUCAGGAGCUUUUGUUACACUCCGUGUGUUUCGUGUGUUUCGCAUCUUCAAAUUCUCCCGUCAUUCCCAGGGACUCCGCAUUCUUGGUUAUACCCUCCAAAGUUGUGCCUCUGAGCUGGGAUUCCUUGUCUUCUCGCUGGCCAUGGCCAUCAUCAUUUUUGCUACUGUCAUGUUUUACGCAGAAAAAAACGUCGAAGGUACUACGUUCAAGAGCAUUCCCUCCGCCUUCUGGUACACCAUCGUAACCAUGACAACAUUGGGGUACGGAGAUAUGGUCCCGGAUACAAUUACAGGCAAGAUUGUUGGUGGUGUGUGUUCAUUGAGUGGGGUGCUCGUUAUUGCUCUUCCAGUUCCAGUUAUUGUAUCGAACUUCUCCCGUAUCUACCAUCAAAGCCAAAGAGCAGAUAAGAGGAAAGCUCAAAGGAAAGCACGAAUGGCCAGAAUCCGUAUUGCAAAGGUUACGAGUGGAGCGGCAUUUGUCAGUAAGAAGAAAGCCGUGGAAGCGAGGUUAGCUGCAAGGGAAUGUGGACAAGAAAUCGAAGAAUCUGCCGAAGAUAUCUUUGAAUUGCAACAUCACCAUCUUUUGAGAUGUUUAGAGAAAACGACGGAUCGCGAAUUUGUAGAAUUAGAAGUACCUUACAACGGUCAACCAAAUAGACCUUCCUCCACACCGCCAUUAUCGCCAGCUCCAUCUUUAUCUUCCCAAGAGAAUAAUUCGUUUCAGACUUGUUGUGGGAGACGUUGGAGUAAGAAGAAAUAUCAGCAGCACACUCCAGCAUCGGUGCAGGAAGAAGAAUUGAAUGACAUUCAAGUGCGCGUUCCCAAUAGAGCUCCUCAAACGAGUGAUUUUCAGCAGCAUCAUAUCAUCUCCAGGUCCAACUUGAACAAUCCGGUUCCCGUGGUGACCACAAUGUCCACCCUUCCCAUCGGAGGAUCGGUUACAACCACAGUCAUCACACCAAGCUCAAACUCGGACGCAGACCCAUCGGUACCUGUAACCAGUCAAGUACGCAUAUCAACGCUUUAAUUUUUUUGUGAUUGGAUACGUUUAUCCGGCCGAUAUGACCUUUCAAUUACAGUAUUGAACUGGUGUUUACAACCAGAUAAUCCUUUCCGGCCACACCGUUAAUUCCUACCGUGGAAAGAUCCCCAUCCAUAUCAUUGUACAGUGUUAAAAAUCUGCAGUUAAUUCCUCUCUUAUACACGAACCCACAAACCGACUUUCUGCUAAUCAGCAUCGAAUACUGUUAUGUAGUAACUUUUUCAAAGUUUACGCCCCGUUCCUUGUGAUCCUAAAAAUAAUAGAAAGGAAUGGUUCAUUGUAAAUAUAGCACUUACAGUUUCACGCCCUUCCUAGAGAACUACAGGGUCGAAGAGGAGACAUUCCAGUAUUAUUUAGUAUGCAAUAGGAAAAUGAUAUAAGGAACGAAGCCAAGUGUCGAACUAUCAGAAGAUCCUAGAAGUGAUAUAAAAAAUUGAUCAACUUGUAAAAUAUCCUUUCUGUAUAAAUGUUUUUUCUUCAAUUUUUUCUCUCUUAAACAUGGAAAAGACAUCUCUAUCUAGUACAUUCGUUGUUGCAGACAAAUUUGUGUCUGCAUUGGUUUACCUUUCAAACAACUAGUUCUUAGAUAUCUCCGCAAGGUUAUACACAUUUUAGGCCUCUUAUGCAGGCUUUCUUUACAAUUGCUUCUAUGAAUAAGUGCUGCAGGCUAAUAGAAUUAGGAUUAAAGACUAUUGCUAGCACAUCCAGUGCUUUUUGUACUUUAAACGAGAUAUCUUAGUACGUUGUCAGUGAUAAUUCUUUUUAAUUUAAUGUGUUUCAGGACUUUUAAAAAAUAACAUUAGCUAUUUACUACUAGACGUGUAUCAUUCCGUUUGGUAAUUUGUGUCUCUGUCAACAGCCAUAGCCAUCUUUAGAUGUCAAAGCUAGUUCUUUGAUCAUCAAUUUUUUGAACGAAUCUCUUUGUGGGCGCUUUCGAAUUGGAAUUGACCUGUUCCUGUUAAUACUCAGCAAUAUGCAGAAUCAGUUGUUAAAAAUAUGAUCACAUUCUAGUUUUAUAAAAAAGAUAAAAUAUAAUAAACGAUGUCUUUUGUCCUUUUCUCAGUUCAAGAUUGUACAGUACAAAGUUGUUGGAUGUACAGGUUUCAAAGCUUAUUAUUUUUUCCUUCACUUGUUCGUUGAUUGUUUCUCUGUUUUUAUUUAUUUAAAUGGAUCGUUUUAUACCCUUUUAUCUACAGAUGGAAAUAGCAGGACAUGUAUAAAACUCGAGGAAAUUAAUACUAGUAUUUGUCCGUGUAAGCAAGAAUGAUAUCUAGUGACUUAGGUAGAAGAUUAAAAAAAAGAAAGGCCUAAAGGCUUUAAAAAUAAUACAGAAGAUUAAAAGUAUAUCUCUACAAGUGAGAUGUUAUAAAUUUUACAUACAUUCUGUGCCUGGUAUGCACACUGCACUCGUAUUUGCACACUGUGUAUAAACAAAACAAGUGCAUAGAGUGUGAUAUAAUAUAUAUAUAUAUAUAUAUACAAUGAAACAACACCUUUAUAAGGAACUCAGGUGAAUAUAUAUAUAUACAGAUAUAUAAAUUAAAUAUAUAAAUAUAUACUGCCUGCAGAAACAAAUAUAGAAUAUAAAUUCCAAAAGAGCUUUUCUCAAGAGAAUAAUAACUGGAGCAUCGCACCUCUGGAAAGGAUUUAUCUGUCGAAGCGACAGACGACACUAAAAAAAUUACCAAAAUAAUAUUGUUAAGAGCUGUUGAUGUUUGAUUGAAGUUAUGAGGAGUGUUGCUGUUGUAAAAUAAUGUUGAAAGUUUUCGCUUUAUGGGAUUUAGACUUUUUUAUUCGAUAUAUAAAAUGAUAAAACAAGAUAGAUUCGGAUUCUGAUCUUGUUCUCUCAGGAAAAUGCUGUUUAAAAAAUAAACACAAAAAAAAGAAAAAAUGAUUUCUCUACUUAUUUUCGCAAUAUUCUAAUGUUCGAUACACAUUUGUCAUCGUUGUUGUUGUUUUUGUGAAAAUUUUUCUUCAAAUUUAUAUUCAAUUGCGGCGAAUGAAUGAAAUUCGCGAACAAACACUCGCCAGGAAGAUAGUUUAUCAACUUAGUCGAUUUAUUUUGGAUUGAUAAAAGGAAGAGUAGAUUGUGGUGAAAGUUAAUAUUAAAACAUUUAGAAUAUAUACAAAUAUCCGCAAUGUACUGUACAUAACAUCAAAGGCACAGAAGAUUGCUCAGCACCUUGCAAAUGUCCGUUUGGGUGACAUAAGAGUUAGGCAAGAAAAUAUGCUCAUAAGAAAAUAUAGUUUAAAAAAUUAAUUAACCGUUGUUGUAUUUUAACAAUAUACAGCAAAACAAAAUAAUAUUUAACUAAAAUCGAGUGAUUGUAAAAAUACAUCAUUUUUAAUAUUGCACUAUUGUUACUGUGAUUUACAGUCGAGAAGCUAAAGUCGGUGAGGAGUGUGGUAUAUAAGUUAUUAAAAAAACAGGCUUCUAGAUCAAUGAAGAAAGUAAAGUAGGACACACCAAAAUCGUUCCUUUAUUCUACUUGCAAUUUUAAAUUCAAACGUAGUUUGAUUCCACCUGUUUAUGUCCGAAUCAUCUGCAUUUCUAGACAACCAUUUUAGAUCUUCCUUCUUUAAACGUCGUCGACGAAGGCGAACAAGGAGUCUAAAAAGUAUUUCACGUUUUUGGGAUAUUUGUGAGUCACCUUUGCAUUUUUAAAUGCGAUUUACAGCUCUUUAAUAAAUAAAUAAAAAAGAUCAUGUAUGAGUGGAACCUUGAUCUAUACUUUUUACCAAUGCGGUUCUAAUUUAGUUUUCUACGAUUUAUAAAGAGAGGCCAACUCUGAUUUUUACAUAAAAUUGGAGUUUUAUCACCGUUUCCUAUUAUUGUUUUGCUAUUAUUAUUUAUUAUAAUAAUUAUUAAUAAUAUUAAUUUUCUUGUUCGAUGGCUCCGGUCAUUAAUACAAACUUAUUUAUUUAUUUUAAAUAAAUGCAAUUCUCUGAAGUUAAGACAAUCGUGAUUGAAAUCAGUCGAAAAAGGCUAAGUUUUCGUUUGUAAUAAUUUCCUUGGCUCAGGAUUUGUUUUGUUACGUGAUUUUUGAUGAAUUCAUCUAGUUAACUGUUAUUGUAAAUAACGUUUUUCUGUCGGUCUUCAAAUAAAGAAACAAAAAAAAAUAAAGAAAUAUAUUAAAAAAAAUUGUGAUUAUUAAAACUUUUUAAUCGCCUUAAAGUUGGAGUUUAGAUGUAAAGAAUAAUCUAUAUCGAAAUUUGUUAUAGCCCGAAACUAUCCUGAAAAAAGAAAGAGAAAAACUGUUAGUGGUAGCGAAAAGUUCUGU